Molecule: messenger RNA, 2415 nt
Organism: Arabidopsis lyrata subsp. lyrata
Lineage: Eukaryota; Viridiplantae; Streptophyta; Magnoliopsida; Brassicales; Brassicaceae
Product: DEAD-box ATP-dependent RNA helicase 37
Exons: 7
Coding region: 274-2157 (627 amino acids)
Cellular component (GO): nucleus
Molecular function (GO): RNA binding; ATP binding; RNA helicase activity
Source: RefSeq, a predicted model, not a curated record
CCUAUCAGACCAAAGAUUGAUAAAAACGGGACGCAAUCUGUUUUGAUAAGAGGACGAAAGAAAGAAGAAGAACAAAAGUCAAAAAUAUAUCUCCUCCACACCUCUCUUUCUCUCUAUUGAUUCUAUCGCUCUCUUUCUCUGUCCGACGAUACCAAAAGGAUUUUCUUUUCUAUUGACGAUUAUAAAGUAAAAAGAGCAGCUUUGAGAAUUUGAUUGUUGAUAUCCAAGGAUUUGGAAGCUAGUUUUGGUUUUAGGACGUUAUCCUUUUCGAUUAUGAGUGCAUCAUGGGCUGAUGUGGCUGACUCAGAGAACACGGGUUCUGGGUCUUUUAAUCAGAAUUCUCAUCCCUCACGACCUGCUUAUGUUCCUCCACAUCUAAGGAACAGGCCUGCAACUUCUGAGCCUGUUGCUCCUUUGCCAGCUAAUGAUCGUGUAGGCUUUGGUGGUCCACCUUCUGCCUCUCGAUGGGCUCCUGGUGGUAGUUCUGUUGGUGUUGGUGGUGGUUAUAGGGCUGAUGCAGGUCGCCCUGGCUCUGGCUCUGGCUAUGGUGGACGAGGAGGUGGUGGUUGGAACAACAGAAGCGGAGGCUGGGACCGUAGGGAACGUGAAGUAAACCCCUUUGAUAAUGAUGAUUCCGAACCAGAACCAGCCUUUUCUGAGCAGGAUAAUACCGUCAUUAAUUUUGACGCCUAUGAAGAUAUUCCAAUUGAGACCAGUGGGGAUAAUGUGCCUCCUCCUGUUAACACAUUCGCAGAGAUAGAUCUCGGGGAGGCCUUGAAUCUAAAUAUCCGUAGAUGCAAAUAUGUUAAGCCAACACCUGUACAGCGUCAUGCGAUCCCGAUAUUGCUUGAAGGGAGGGAUUUGAUGGCCUGUGCUCAGACAGGGUCUGGGAAGACAGCUGCUUUUUGCUUUCCAAUUAUUAGUGGGAUAAUGAAAGAUCAGCAUGUACAGAGACCCCGUGGUUCACGAACAGUCUACCCUCUUGCAGUUAUUCUCUCACCAACAAGAGAGUUGGCAAGUCAGAUACAUGAUGAGGCUAAAAAGUUCUCCUACCAAACUGGUGUGAAGGUGGUUGUUGCAUAUGGAGGAACACCUAUUAACCAGCAGCUCCGGGAACUUGAGAGGGGAGUCGAUAUUCUUGUGGCAACUCCUGGUCGAUUAAAUGAUUUGCUCGAGAGAGCUAGAGUCUCUAUGCAGAUGAUUAGAUUUUUAGCUCUUGAUGAGGCCGAUAGAAUGCUUGACAUGGGUUUUGAACCACAAAUUAGAAAGAUUGUCGAACAAAUGGACAUGCCUCCACGUGGAGUUAGACAGACACUGUUGUUUAGUGCUACUUUUCCCAGAGAAAUUCAGAGACUGGCAGCUGACUUCCUAGCGAAUUAUAUAUUUUUGGCUGUGGGUAGAGUGGGUUCAAGUACCGAUUUAAUUGUCCAAAGGGUUGAGUUUGUCCUUGACUCUGACAAAAGAAGUCAUCUCAUGGACCUGCUUCACGCUCAGAGAGAGAAUGGCAUCCAAGGCAAGCAAGCGCUGACCUUAGUUUUUGUGGAGACAAAGAGGGGAGCUGACUCUUUGGAAAAUUGGUUGUGCAUCAAUGGGUUUCCAGCAACCUCCAUUCACGGUGACAGAACACAACAGGAAAGAGAAGUGGCACUGAAAGCCUUCAAGAGUGGGAGAACACCGAUUUUGGUUGCAACCGAUGUAGCAGCACGUGGCCUUGACAUUCCCCACGUGGCUCAUGUGGUCAACUUCGAUUUACCAAAUGACAUUGAUGACUAUGUCCACCGUAUUGGACGAACAGGACGUGCUGGCAAGUCAGGACUAGCAACUGCCUUCUUCAACGAUGGCAACACCUCACUGGCCAGACCGCUCGCUGAGCUGAUGCAAGAAGCUAACCAGGAAGUCCCUGCGUGGCUCACACGGUAUGCAUCACGGUCUUCUUUUGGUGGUGGUAAGAACCGGAGGUCUGGUGGUCGGUUUGGUGGCCGUGACUUUAGAAGGGAAGGGUCUUUCGGUAGAGGAGGUGGUGGAGGAGGAGGAUAUGGGGGCGGAGGAGGCUAUGGUGGCGGAGGAGGAUAUGGUGGCGGAGGAGGCUAUGGCGGUGGAUAUAGUGGUGCUCCAAGUGGAGGAUAUGGCGGAGAACCUCCAAGUGCUUGGGACUAAGCUCCCAAUGUUUUUUUUUUUUUGUUUUGGUUAUAACUUUUGACAAAAAAAUUCUUCUACAUUCACAAAGAGAGAGUAUGUAUUGCCCCUUACACCUAUGAGAUUUCUUCACUCAAGUGAUGGAUAUAUAACAAUUGUUGAUGUUUUAGGUGUUUUUAGGCGUUAUUAGUAGGGGUAAGUCGUCAGUUUCACAAUUUUUGUGUAUCCAAAUUUUUAUCAUGUUGUUGGUUUCUUAUCAACUAUACUUGUUAGUUCUGA